UGACAUAAACUCCACGUGUCUUAACUGAAGCUGGCUGCUUGCUUAAGCUCUUCCUCCCUUUUCUCUGCUCAUCUAAUUACAGUCACUCUCCCGAUAAAUAGUUCGUAGAAAAUUCAGUUUGAUAUUUUCUUAUCGAGCUCCAACCUAAGGAAAAGCCAUUCUUUUAUAUUAUUACUCCCAUGUUUCUUUCUAAAUUUGACUUGCAGCAGACAAUUUCUUUCCAGGGGAUAUAAAACCCGUAAAAGCAUCUAAAAACCUCAUGCCAACCGAACUACCGGGAUGAAUCUCGCAAUAUCAAACCCUAAUUAUCACCAGCUCUCCUUCCUGAUUCAAACCCCCAUUUUCUCCCGAUUAAAUUCCGUAUACCCGACUUUCCUCCAUGGCGACAUCCAAUUUCUCCCUGGAUACCGGAGAUUCGCUUCCGUGUCCGGAAAAGUAAGGGCCAAGGCCAGGGAGCUCGUCCUCGGGAACCCCUCGGUGGUUGUCGAGAAGGGCAAGUAUAGCUACGACGUGGAGACUCUGAUCAACAAGCUGAGCAGUCUGCCACCUCGUGGCAGCAUCGCCAGGUGCCUCGACGUCUUUAAGAACAAACUGUCCUUAAACGACUUCGCUUUGGUGUUCAAGGAGUUCGCCCAACGUGGCGACUGGCAACGCUCCCUUCGACUCUUCAAGUACAUGCAGCGUCAAAUCUGGUGCAAACCAAACGAGCACAUAUAUACGAUAAUGAUCAGUCUGCUAGGCCGCGAGGGUCUUCUCGAGAAAUGCGCCGAGAUAUUCGACGAAAUGCCUAGCCAAGGGGUGGCGCGUAGCGUCUUCUCGUACACGGCUUUAACCAAUGCAUAUGGCCGAAAUGGUCAUUACGAGACUUCCCUUGAGCUUCUUGAUAGGAUGAAGAGUGAGAAGAUUUCACCCAGUAUUUUGACUUAUAAUACCGUGAUUAAUGCAUGUGCGAGGGGUGGGUUGGAUUGGGAGGAGUUGCUGGGUUUGUUUGCGGAGAUGAGGCACGCGGGAGUACAGCCUGAUAUAGUUACUUAUAAUACUUUGCUUAGUGCUUGUGCUACUAGGGGUUUAGGCGAUGAGGCAGAGAUGGUUUUCAGGACCAUGAAUGAGGGAGGGAUUGUUCCUGAUGUAACCACGUAUAACUAUCUCGUGGAGACGUUUGAAAAGCUGGGUAAGCUGGAGAAGGUGUCAGAGCUUCUUAGGGAGAUGGAAUCUGGAGGGAAUUUGCCAGAUAUCACGUCUUAUAAUGUGUUGUUGGAGGCGUAUGCUAAGUCCGGGUCUAUUAAAGAGGCAAUGGAUGUGUUUAGGCAGCUACAGUUGGCAGGGUGCGUGCCAAAUGCUACUACUUAUAGCGUUUUGUUGAAUUUGUAUGGAAGGAAUGGAAGGUAUGAUGAUGUUCGUGACCUCUUUCUUGAAAUGAAAGCAAGCCAUACAGAGCCGGACGCAGCUACUUAUAACAUUUUGAUUCAGGUUUUUGGCGAAGGAGGGUAUUUUGAGGAGGUAGUAACUUUAUUUCAUGAUAUGGUGGAUGAGAAUGUUGAGCCAAAUAUGGAGACGUACGAGGGGUUGAUAUUUGCUUGUGGAAAGGGAGGCCUCCAUGAGGAUGCCAAGAAAAUUUUACUGCACAUGAGCGAGAAAGGUAUUGUUCCGAGUUCCAAGGCUUAUACUGGGCUAAUAGAAGCUUAUGGACAAACUGCAUUAUAUGAGGAGUCUCUUGUUGCCUUUAAUGCAAUGAAUGAAGUGGGAAGCAUGCCAACUGUUGAAACAUACAACUCCUUGCUUCACACAUUUGCAAGAGGUGGACUGUAUAAGGAGUCUGAGGCGAUUUUGUUCAGGAUGAGUGAGUCUGGUGUUGCAAGAAAUAGAGACUCUUACAAUGCUGUUAUUGAAGCCUUCAGGCAAGGUGGUCAGUUUGAAGAAGCUAUCAAGACUUACGUUGAUAUGGAGAAGGCAAGAUGUGAUCCUGACGAACGGACGCUUGAAGCUGUCAUAAGUGUUUAUUGCCUUGCUGGGCUUGUGGAUGAGAGCAAGGAGCAAUUCCAGGAAAUUAAAGCUUCGGGAAUAUUGCCCAGUGUCAUGUGCUACUGUAUGAUGCUGGCUGUUUAUGCAAAAACUGAAAGGUGGGAUGAUGCGAAAGGCUUGCUGGAUGAGAUGCUAGCUAACAGAGUAUCUAAUAUUCAUCAAGUGAUAGGGCAGAUGAUCAAGGGGAAUUAUGAUGAUGAAGCUAACUGGCAGAUGGUAGAGUACAUAUUGGAUAAACUUAAUUCUGAAGGAUGUAGUUUGGGAAUAAGGUUCUACAAUGCUCUUUUAGAAGCACUUUGGUGGUUGGGUCAGAAAGAACGGGCCUCAAGAGUGCUCAAUGAAGCAACAAAACGUGGGCUUUUUCCAGAACUUUUCCGUAAGAACAAACUUGUCUGGUCUGUUGAUGUGCACCGGAUGUCAAAAGGAGGCAUGUAUACGGCAAUGUCAGUUUGGCUGAACAAUAUGUUUGAAAUGUUCGUAAGUGGGGAGGAUCUUCCUCAGCUUGCAACCGUUAUUGUGGUACGAGGGCAAAUGGAGAAAAGUUCAUUUACUAUGGAAUUUCCUGUUGCAAAGGCUGCCUAUUCAUUCCUGCAGGAGAAUAUGCCGUUGUCAUUUUCUUUCCCAGCAUGGAAUAAAGGUCGCAUUGUCUGUCAGCGGUCUCAGCUGAAAAGGAUUCUGUCUAAGAUGGGAUCAUCUUCAGAUGAGUCUAGAAAGGAUAAACUAAUUACUUUAAGUAACUCUUCAUUUUCUGAUCCUGGAACAAGAACACCAAUAAAUGUUCUAAAGAGUAGCCAAGAAGAUACUAGUAGUUCUGGAACAAGAGUGAAGAUGAGAACAGAGCUUGCAACAAGCACAGUUUAAAUGGCUAUAAGAAUGAAUCUAUUGUCGAUGCCAAGAUUUCGAAGUUGCUGAGCUACAAGGAUGGGUCAAACUGAAGAUUUGAUGCUCUUAUCCUGUUGGUGAUGCCAGCUCGGUUGGCACGGCUGCUUCUACUGGCCUGUCAUUUAAGUAGGUUUCAACAGCUCCAAUAAUGUUCUUGUAAUUUUGUAGCUGUAGAUUAUCCCUUUUAUAGUUAAAUAUAUAUUGGUAUCUUUUUGCAAUUCUUCUUCUAUAAAAAGUCAAAAAGUGUAUGUUUUUUUGUAAAAGACUAGCUAGAGUUUAAGUGCUUAUGGAGAGCUGGAAAGGAAGAAUGCCUUUUCAUUCUAUUGAA
Molecule: messenger RNA, 3232 nt
Organism: Carica papaya (papaya)
Lineage: Eukaryota; Viridiplantae; Streptophyta; Magnoliopsida; Brassicales; Caricaceae
Gene: PTAC2
Product: plastid transcriptionally active 2
Molecular function (GO): protein binding
Source: RefSeq, a predicted model, not a curated record